Molecule: messenger RNA, 720 nt
Organism: Dujonia railenensis
Lineage: Eukaryota; Fungi; Ascomycota; Pichiomycetes; Serinales; Debaryomycetaceae
Source: the annotation of a GenBank genome assembly
AUGUCAAAAGGGUACUUGAAUCAUCCGCUAAUACGCAAUCCGCUCAAGUGGCUAGCCAAAAGAAAAUAUAUCACUCCGGAAGAGUAUGCUACAUCCUUCUACAAUACAGAUUCCAUUCGGUAUAACCCGCAAGCCCAGCUCCUUUCGAGUGGCACGGCGAUGAAUACUGGCACCAGAGAUAUAUACUCAAAGGGAUCCAUGGUACGAUUGACGAUGGAUAAUGAUGGAAAUCUGAACGACAACUACUACUUAGUUCCUGCUAUCAACUCGCCAUAUGACCCACAUACGUUGUUCCCGAGAAGCUACAUCCUUAACAACUGGCUCUUUGUUUCAUUGAUUGCGAAUGUGAGAGAUACUUGGAAAAAGUAUGUCCCACUAAAAUUCCGAACCAAGAACAACCCCAGUAUAAAUGCCCACACCAAGAUAUUGCCCGAUAUCGAAGAUGUGAUACCGAAGAUUUACCUCCGCAAUAUAGUGGAGGGUACCUUGAAAGUCGAAAGGGAAGCAACGGUGGAACACAGGCUGCCUAGUGAUGGUGUUUGGUUGGAUUUUCACAAUGCUAAAUUCGGUUCUGGGCAUCUUUCGGUGCAUGGAGUAUUCUUAAAUAGCUUGAAAGUAAAGUUUGGUGGACAACAACGAGUAUUUCUUCCAUACUGUGAAGAAAACCAAAAGAUCUUGAAGAAUUUAGUAACUCUUAAUAACUACUUCCGCUACAAAUGA